Molecule: messenger RNA, 2070 nt
Organism: Prorocentrum cordatum
Lineage: Eukaryota; Dinophyceae; Prorocentrales; Prorocentraceae
Source: the annotation of a GenBank genome assembly
AUGCCCCCUGCCAAGCGCAAAAUUGCGCGUCCUGAUGAUGAGAGUGUCGGCCUUGGUAGCAGCUCUUUGCUGGUUGGCGGUGCAGAGGCGAGCGCAGAUGUCAUUCCCAAGGCCAAGGCGCCGAGGAAGGCGGCUGCGCCAAAGGCUGGCGGUGGCCUCCUGACCGCAGCAUCGCGCGUCUGCAGCAGCAGGGGCCGAGGCGGUCGCGGCAGGGGCAAGCUCCCAGCGGCCUCAGCAAUGGCGGUGACGGACGGCGAGACCAGGUGCAGGUGUUGCUUGGCCGUGCGCCCUGAGCUCGGAGAUGACGACACUGCAGUGCAAUGGUGCUCUCAGGAGGUCCAGGGCGAGGAGGACAAGUGCAGGGACUGCGAGGCGGUCCAUGAAACAGUGAAGCCAAUGACGUGGUCCGACUUUUGCGCCAAGUACCACGAGUCACCAACGUUCAAGGAGGACGUGUCCAAGGCCGCGCGGGAGACCUUGACCGAGACCAGAGGGGCGAGCACCAUCCUGGAACGAACGGUACUGGCUCUCACCGCUGCCGACAUGAAGUCCGCGCAGGUGCAGGAUCCAGAGAAGACGUACCCGACUGUGACCAUCCCCAACCUGAAGGGCGCCCCAACCACGUGGUUCCUCGCCCAGGACCCACGCAUGCCAUUCCACACGCUGUCUGUGAAGAGGGAGGUCUGCCAUCGCAGUGCAAAUCAACUCGUGGAUAGCACGUCCGUCCUCUUCGAGGGGCAGACCGCCCAGCAGCUGAACAAGUACAGGAACGAACAUAUGGACCAGACAGGCGCGACAGUGUUGCACGGCAGCAUCCCUGCGUUGCCUGGCGCAUUGGUGGAAGGCCCGCUCAGGAUGAUGCCUGCCGGCCUCGGCGCAGCAGGGGGCUGCGGAUUGACCGCUGCGGCGGUGGCCGCGCUCGGUGGCAGUCCUGACAAGACUGGGCCAGGCUCAGUAGCAGCGUCAAUGUUCUCCAUGCCGCCUCCGUCCACAUCGCCUGCCGCGAAGAAUUUCCCCUUGGCAAGGGCGCCGUCUGUUGCGUCGGCUGCGUCCUGGAUGUUGCGAGCGCCUCAGGGUGGUCAUGAUGAUUGCAGUCGGUCUGGAGGCGAACCACCUGGGCUCGUUGAGAAGAAGUCUGGGGAAGAUAUUCGGAAGAUGAAUGCCCACCAGAAGGCUCAAUACUGGACUGGACGCAUCAGUGUCCACAGCGCUUUGAUAGGCGAGGUUGAUCGGAAGAGUCUGCGACAAGGGGCUGACCACAUCGAGAGGAACGCCGGCACUUCCGACGCUACGCUGAAGGAGCUGAUCAACGUGUUGGAGGCCAAGGUGCGGUUGGCAACACUAGCAGACGCCAUGUCACCAGAUCAGGUUGUCACAAUUACCGACGAGGAGACGUACCGCGCGAACAUCCAGGCUCUCAAGGGUAGCGAGUGUGAGAGUGGUUGGCUUACAGUUGUCGAGGCUGGCAUGGUGAAAAGGCGGCUGCUCCUCUUGAGGGGCAACAUUGAGGAGUCCCUCCAGUUCUUGCGGGUCAUUACGCCGUGGACCGCUGACGUAGACUUAUUGAUCUUCGACCCUCUCCAGCCGCUGCUGUGCGCUUGCGGGAACUCUGAGGCGCAGGAGGCUUCGCUGUUCAGCUCCUUAUUAGUGCACGACUUGGUCAGCCAAUGGAUCGAGAAAGGCCCAGGCGAGAUUCUCAAGGUCAUGUGCCUCGCCGAGCAGGCAAUCGACCAACUGAUCGCCAGCCAGGAGGGCGCUGAGCUCAGCGAGUUGUCCACUUCCGUGCUGCUGGAUGCCAUUUCUUGCCUUCGAGCCGUGCACUCCAUUUUGGCUCCGAAGAUCACCUUCCAAAUCUUGAAGGAUAAGAACAUACGGGCUACCAAGAGGAUGAGCGAAGUGGCUAAGAACCUCCAGGACACUAGCAUCUUGGCCAUGGUCGGGCGGCUCAUCAUGAAGUCGGACUGCUACAUGGCACCAAUGCUGGCGUUGUAUAUGGAGUCGUCGGACGCCUUGCUCAAGCACUCCACUGACCUCCAGAAUGCUUGGUCUUUCGCAAAGGGCAUACCGCAG